AUGACGCUCAGCCCCGAAGAGCAGGCGAAGCAGGACCUUGCGGAGGCCACCAUGGAGCUGAGCAUGCUCGCGUCCAACCUACGUCAGAGUGGGGGCUUGCAGAGCAGCCUUCUGGGAACCCAGUUGGGCUUCACAGGUACUGGCCAAGAAGCCGAGGAGCGCCCAGCGAAGUACUCCAAAGACUUGAACAAAGGUCCGGCUGGGAAGGGCAGAGGAGCGAAUGGCGGGCUGAAGCGCCAUUACCAGCCUCGCGGAAAUCAGGCAGCACGGGAGACAGGAACAUCCUCCACUGGCUUGGUGCUGUCCCCAGAGACCAUCCAGAUGCUCAUCAAGUUGCUGCUCCGCCACGAGGACCAGUUGGCCACGUUCAGGUUGUCGACAGCAUGGGUGUUCUUCCUCUCGGCAGAGAAGCCGGUGGAGAUCCUCGAGACGCUCUUCGCAACUGCGACGCAGUGGCGCCAUCAGAAGCUCAACGAUCCGGCCUCUUUGAAGAACCCGAUGAGAGUGAUACUCUUUCAGGCUACCUGGAAGGAGAUGUACACGCGCGCAGAGAACAUUCGCACCAAGGAGGACGCCAAGCAGACGGCCGUAGACAUGGGCAUCUACGACGAGGCCAAGGGCUUCCCGUACCAGAUCUGGAACCCCAAGGAACGGAAAGCUCAGACCGACGAGACCAGGGACCCGCUGCCGCUGGACAAGGUGCUGGCGCUGACGGCCGAGUUGAUGAAGCUGGCGGCGGGCAAUGGCGUCAUCACGCGGUACCACUGCACGCGCCCCCUGACGGAGGAGAUGAAGGGCACCAUGACCACGUGGCUCAUGGAAGUGGGAUUGCGAGAUGCCAGAUGCAAUCGCAUUUGGGAGAUCUUGUCCAUCCUGAAGGGCAAUGCAUCGAUGAAGCUGAUUGGAGGGGCCGUCCGCGAGGAGCGUCUCCAGCGCACGCCACUCGCCCAGACGCUUGCGCAGCAGCUGACGAGGCAGCACGAAAGCGUUUGUUGCAACUAA
Messenger RNA from Symbiodinium sp. CCMP2592, 1002 nucleotides. NCBI's taxonomy places the organism in Eukaryota, Dinophyceae, Suessiales, Symbiodiniaceae. The record is from the annotation of a GenBank genome assembly.